Molecule: messenger RNA, 2317 nt
Organism: Arabidopsis arenosa
Lineage: Eukaryota; Viridiplantae; Streptophyta; Magnoliopsida; Brassicales; Brassicaceae
Source: the annotation of a GenBank genome assembly
AAUCUGUGUCUCUCACUAUUUCGUAAGGUUAGUUGGGUAGUGAGAGAAUCUAGAAUGACAUUUGCAGUUUGAGUUUGUAUUGCUAGUGAAUUUUAGUUGACUGUGCGAAGUGAACAAGAUAUUAGUACUUCAGACUAAACCAGGUAAUGGUUUAAUUUGUGAGGUUUUUCAUGAUCUUGCAGUGGCUCUUUGGUAGAAAACAAGAAGCUGAAGUAGGACCGUUUUCAGCAUGGAAUAUUACUGGCACAUAUAGAGACUACUUAUCAAAAGUGGGUAUCUCAGGAACUUGGAAGUUUCUGAAUUCCGUAAAUAGCUCUUCAAAAUUCCAAGACUUUCAAAAAGAAAUGCUUGGAAUUAUCUCCUCUCAAGUCUUUCAAGAAUCUGCAAGAGACAGAUUACUGAAACGGAAACUUUUCCAAUACGGUUUACUUUUCAGCUACUCUGAUCUUCGAUUCUCUUGUACUUCAGCUCCAGUACUAAAUGAGAUGGAGAAGCACUGUAAUAUCGAAAUAGCAGCUCAAGUAUCCCGUGUGGCUUCUAGUGAAAAUAAUGGAGACAAAAAUUAUUAUCGCAUGGAAGGAUUGAUGGAGAGUCCUGGGGGAAUUUCUACCUCAAGACAAUUGCAGGCGAGUGAAGAGCCUGUAUCAUCACCUUUGUCAUCUCCAGCUCUGUUGGGUAGUGGAAAAGAAGAUGAGCAGAAGAUUAUCCCAAAGCGUCAGAAAGUUCAGGCUGUCCUCAAGUCCAUGAAGCAGAGUCCUAGGAAGGUCAACCUGGUUGCAGCACUAGUCCGUGGCAUGCGUGUCAAACGGGCUUCACAAACCGUGUACCGGGUUAUCCACGCUGCCCUGGGAAAUGCUACUCAUAAUCAUGGACUAGAUCCUGACCGUCUCCUUGUUGUCUCAAGCUACACCGCGGUGGCUAAAGCGAUCAUGGUUCUCUUCUCGCCUCGAAAUAUCAUUCGUUGGGAACUGGAACAGAUUUACGAGACAGCUAAAAAGGAGAUGGCCUCCUUGGAACGUAAGUGGGAAGAGCAGAUCGAGACAACUAAAAAGGAGAUAGCUUCCUUGGAACGUAAGUGGGAAGAGCAGAUCAAGACAUGUGAAAAGGUGGACGAGCUGAUCGAGACAUGUAGAUUGAUCUUGGAACAGCAGAAGAAGAAAUACAUAUUGAUCUCUUACGCUUUAACCGAGAUUAAAUCCAUGGCUUCACGAACGGGGUUGGAUCCUCAGGAAAUUAAAGAAAUGUGCAGAAAUCUUGAAAGCAAACAAGAUAAGAAAUCAUUGAAUCUGUCCCCAGAUGACAAUAUGCAUGUGGAGGGGUUUGCACUAAGUGUCUUUGCAAAGGCAGACAAGCAGGAUCGUGCAGGAAGAGCUGACUUGGGCACUGCCAAAACUUUUUAUGCUGCGGCAAUCUUCUUUGAAACUCUGAGCCAGUUUGGCCCUGUACCUCCUGAUAUAGAGCAGAAACAGAAGUACGCUGCUUGGAAGGCUGCUGACAUAAGGAAAGCCAUUAAAGAAGGAAGGAAGCCCACUCCAGGUGAUCCUGUUGAUGAUGAUAAUGAUUUACCCAUCCCAUCAAGCGGUCCUAGUGGCUCCUAUGAUCACGGUGCAAAUGUCCCGCCUCCACCACCGUCUUCUUACCCUUCCAACGAUCUCCUUCCCCCUCCCACGGGACCAUCAGACUCCCCUUACCAGCAUCCUUACAGUCAUCAACCAUACCACCAAGACCCGUCACAACACAUGCCGCCACCACAAAACUACUCAGCCCAUGAGCCUUCUCCAAAUUCUCUCCCCAAUUUCCAAUCUUAUCCUAGCUUCAGUGAGAGCAGCCUCCCAUCCACUCCUCCCCACUACCCUUCUCACUACCAAAACCCAGAACCUUACUAUUCUUCUCCGCAUUCCGCACCUGCUCCUUCUUCCGCAAGCUUCUCCUCUGCUCCUCCUCCUCCACCUUACUCAUCAAACGGGCGUAUCAAUAUUGCUCCUGUGCUAGAUCCUGCACCGAGUCCAGCUCAGAAGUACCAUUACGACAGCAGCUACCAGCCAGGGCCUGAGAAGGUUGCAGAGGCACACAAGGCUGCUAGAUUCGCUGUGGGAGCUUUGGCUUUUGAUGAAGUCUCGACUGCUGUAGAACAUCUCAAGAAGUCACUUGAGUUGCUAACAAAUCCAUCGGCCGGUGCCGGUCACUGAAUUUUAUAUUUAAUCUGUGAAACUUGGGGUUGAUGUUAGUGCGUGUGUGUGCUCACAAUCACAUCGUGGGUUUGUUUAUUAACUUUUCAGGCUCAGACUUCGUGUACAAAGAAAAAUGGUGUGAAUUA